UGAAACGUGCACGCGACAAUAACAAAGAUUAUUGGGCGUGAGGCGUUUUGGUAAGUUUGAUACAAUUCCGAGUUGGAUACAAUCUUUGGAUACAAUCUUCGGAUUUCUCAUACAGGCGCCAUCAGUAUGUCCCAACUCGAUCCGCUGCCAGCAGAUCUGCCCUUUCGCAUUGUAUCAAAAACAAUCGGACGAGGGGCAUAUGCUUCGAUUAAAAAGGCUAUCCCGCCAACGACCACCAACCCAGUCUUCGCCGUCAAGUUCAUUCACAAGACCUACGCCGUCAAACAUGGCCGGAUAUCAGCUAAGCAGAUUGCGAUGGAGGUGUCCCUUCACUCGCAUGUCGGACAACACCCCAAUAUUAUAGAGUGGUUUGCAACCGGCGAGGAUUCGAUAUGGAGGUGGAUCGCUAUGGAAUAUGCCUCUGGAGGCGACCUAUUCGACAAGAUUGAGGCAGAUGUUGGAGUCAGCGAAGAUAUUGCACACUUUUAUUUUCUCCAGCUCAUAAGUGGAAUUGGCUACAUGCACUCAAAGGGCGUCAGCCACCGCGAUAUCAAACCGGAGAACAUCCUCCUCUCUGAGAAUGGUGACUUGAAGAUAGCGGAUUUUGGCCUCGCAACCCUUUUCGAGUACCAGGGAAAGACGAAGCUAGCCACGACAAUGUGUGGAAGCCCCCCAUAUAUCGCCCCGGAAGUCAUAAGUUGUGCGAGAACUACAGAUCCGAGGACCCGUGCCUCCAAGGGCAGCGGCUAUGCGGCGGAUUUGGUGGAUCUCUGGUCUUGCGGUGUUGUGCUUUUCGUUCUUCUCGUAGGCAACACACCCUGGGAUGAACCGACUGCUUCAUCUUGGGAAUUCAAUGAGUACGCCGCGAAUAGUACUGCGAGCGCCGACAGUCUUUGGGAGAGGCUCCCUUCGUCCACUCUGUCUCUUUUACGCGGCAUGAUGAGCAUCGACACCACCAAGCGCUUCUCUCUCGAAAUGAUUCGGAGGCAUCCUUGGUAUACGCGGAAGAACCCAUUGCUUACUCCUGAAGGCAGGAUGGCUGAUCCUCUUGGCAUGGCAGCUAAGAUGUUGGAGAACCUCCAUAUUGACUUCAGCCAGCAACCAGCAGCCUCCCAAAGGCAGUCCCAGUAUAACCACGACAAAAUGGAUGUCGACUCUUCAGAGGCGGUACGCAAGGUAUCGUCCUCGCAACCGGAUACACCGAUAAGCGACCCCUUCUUCGAGUUGGAGCGCCCUGUUCGUGUUUCUGCAGUCGCCGCCAGCCAGCCAGUGUCCAACAAUACUGUCCCAGGACAUUACUUGCCGCCGAACUCCUCGCUCGCAGAUGAGCCUUCGAUGUCUCAAUUUACUUCUGUGCCAACGGUAUCGCUGUCAUUGACACAGCACGCGCGUCGUUUCCAGGAUAUUGUUCCCGCAUACUCGCUCACGCGGUUCUUCUCUCACGUUUCUCCCGCUUUACUGGCUGGCCUUCUUGGGGCGGCGCUUCAUACACUCAAUAUCCCGACUCCAUCGCCACCUGUUUGUGAAAACCAAGAGACAGUGUCAUGGAUAAAAGUGAAGACAACAGAUGGAAGAGGCUGUAGCCUGAACGGAGACAUUCUGGUAGAAAGAUAUGACGGUGGAUCAGAGGUUGGGCAACUGCUAGAGGUCAGGUUUGUGAAGAUCAAGGGUGAUCCGCUGGAGUGGAGAAGGCUCUUCAAGAAUGUCGUGAUACUAUGUAAAGAUGGGGUUUAUGUGCCUGGUGGCUAAGGGGCGAGCGAAAUGAAUUUUAUUGAUGGCAUGGUUGGAGUUGGAUAACGCGCUUGGACAUUGGGCUUUGAUAGAUGUUAAUUGUCAUCUGGAACGGAGGCUCCAGAACAAUAGAGUCUUCGGAAUUUGGUUUCAUUCACCAUUUACCAGUGUUCCUGCGUUUCAGUGCAUAGAAUUUACUAUAAUGAAACAGAAGGGAAUAACAGUG
Pseudogymnoascus verrucosus is the source of this 1957-nucleotide messenger RNA. It is a transcript of the gene CHK1, whose product is annotated as Chk1 protein kinase. The transcript is spliced from 3 exons. Gene Ontology annotation, molecular function: protein kinase activity; ATP binding. Gene Ontology annotation, cellular component: nucleus; cytoplasm; site of double-strand break. NCBI's taxonomy places the organism in Eukaryota, Fungi, Ascomycota, Leotiomycetes, Thelebolales, Thelebolaceae. The record is from RefSeq and is a predicted model, not a curated record. Gene Ontology annotation, biological process: protein phosphorylation; mitotic G2 DNA damage checkpoint signaling. Bases 127 to 1749 code for a protein of 540 amino acids.